GCAAGUACUCGCCACUCGGUGGAUAAAGACCAUUCUCUCUCAGGUUGUCACUUGGACGAACAUUUUUAUUACUGUUUCUAGGAAAAGACCAAGAAUUGCAAUGGAUAUUAGACCCAACAACACAAUCUACAUCAACAACCUAAAUGAAAAAAUCAAGAAAGAUGAGUUGAAGAAGUCGUUAUACGCAAUCUUCUCACAAUUUGGGCAGAUUUUAGACAUUGUCGCUCUAAAAACACUGAAGAUGCGUGGCCAAGCAUUUGUCAUCUUCAAAGAUAUCAAUGGUGGGACAAAUGCACUGCGUUCAAUGCAGGGAUUCCCAUUUUAUGAUAAACCCAUGCGGAUAGCAUAUUCAAAAAUCGACUCGGAUAUAAUCGCAAAACAAAAAGGCACUUUUGUUGAGCGACCAAAGAAACCAAAGCGUGUCCCAGGAGAAGAUUCACAGAUGUCGAGGAAAGAAAGGAAACGGGCACAAGCGAAGAAAAUAGAAGAUCAGCAACAGGCAGUGCAGGCUCAGCGACCACAGCUUCCUCCUGCAAGCAUGAUGCCAGGACUUCAGCCCAGCUUUGUCCCACAGCCUCCCACCAUGCCAGGUCAACCUCAGGUGGCGGCUGCGAUUCCAGAGCAACCACCAAACCAGAUAUUGUUCCUCACGAACCUGCCAGAGGAAACCAACGAAAUGAUGCUCUCAAUGUUAUUCAACCAAUUUCCGGGCUUCAAGGAGGUACGCCUCGUCCCAGGACGGCACGACAUCGCGUUCGUGGAGUUUGAGAAUGAGCUGCAGUCAGCUGCAGCUAAAGACGCCUUGCAGAGCUUUAAGAUCACGCCAACUCAUGCAAUGAAGAUCACGUUCGCAAAGAAGUGAUUGCCAACAGCACGGCUCUGGGUGAUGCGUAGGUGUGCUCGUAAAGGUGUGCCGGGUAGGGUAGUUCCAGAUGUGUCCGCCAACACCCCAAUGUAUGCACACAAUGCCCUCGGGUAACCAGUGAAGGUCUGAAGUUAUGUCAUGGUGUGCUUUUCUGUCAGUUGUGAUAGAGUGGUUUUACAGAGUUCCAGUAAAAGAUGGACUUGCAAAAUGUUCUACUUUCCCUAUGAGACUUUGCAGUGUGUUUGUGCGGAAAAGGGCCCUUCUCCAUCAAACAGCCCCCCUCCCCUAUCAUUGAUCAGUCUGAUUAACCUUUUCAAGGGGUGUAUAUUAUUGACUAGGAGUAUGAACACAGCAAAUGGUGAGUUUGUAUCAUAUAAGUAAAAGAGUGUGUAAAUGACUGACAAUUUUUGUGGUUUCUGUGCAUGAAAGUUAUUGGCUGUGUACCAGUUUAGCAUUGCACUCCUGCCAAAAACUGGUUAAGCAUCCCAACUUACAGCAUUGCACACUUGCUGUUUAACUUGGGAGAUUGCAUUAGAUCUGUUCCAGUUUAGAAUUGCACACAUUCUGACAUUCCAAGUCUGGCCGAGUUUUCGAUUUGGCUGCAUCGCACUCUAGCUAUGGACAUAUCAAGUUGUAUUAAGCCUGCUUGUAAGUUAAUAAUGUUGUUUUGCAUACAAAGCAAUUGUGACUAUUGCUCGUAAGAGUGAUAACAAUUUAAGUUUUAUUUACAUGAGUGUUUUCAGUAUUAAACAUUAACCCUGAUCUCGUGCAAAGAAUCAGCAAAAAUAAAUAAAAUGCAAAUAAAUUAAAUGAAGUAUUUCAAAGUU
This is a messenger RNA of Priapulus caudatus, 1692 nucleotides long. RefSeq names its product U1 small nuclear ribonucleoprotein A-like. Gene Ontology annotation, cellular component: U1 snRNP. Gene Ontology annotation, molecular function: U1 snRNA binding. The transcript has 6 exons. NCBI's taxonomy places the organism in Eukaryota, Metazoa, Priapulida, Priapulimorpha, Priapulimorphida, Priapulidae. Bases 101 to 862 code for a protein of 253 amino acids. Gene Ontology annotation, biological process: mRNA splicing, via spliceosome. The record is from RefSeq and is a predicted model, not a curated record.